Molecule: messenger RNA, 1772 nt
Organism: Lactuca sativa (garden lettuce)
Lineage: Eukaryota; Viridiplantae; Streptophyta; Magnoliopsida; Asterales; Asteraceae
Product: SUN domain-containing protein 4
Biological process (GO): protein folding in endoplasmic reticulum
Cellular component (GO): cytoplasm; membrane
Source: RefSeq, a predicted model, not a curated record
AUCCUUUUUCUUAUUAUAUGAUUGAUUUAGACUGUUGAAGGUCGGUCGUACUUUUCAACACUCAUUCACCACUAUUUAGAUCGAUGAUCUCCACAAUUUCAUCAUCCUGUUAGCUCCUUUUCAACAAACUCCCAAAAUCUCAAGAAACAGAUAGCUAAAAUUCAGUUUCGUUUAUUGAUGUACAAUGCAAAGAUCACGUAAAGCUCUUCUUACUAGAAGAGCAUUGUGGAAGACUAAUAGGACAAACUUCUUUUAUAAGGCGUCCUUGCCACCUGUCGUCUUUAUGUGGGGACUUCUCUUCCUUCUAUAUAUACGGAUUGGCCAUGAUGAUGGUUACAGAGAUGGUCUGAUAGAUCUUCCAAAAGAUUCCUACACUUAUCAGACAGAAACCAAAUCCGGGACUAUCCAAAACCAUGCUUUCAUUAACAAAACACAACAAAUUCAUUUCUCAUUCUCUACUGAGGAACUAAAAGAGAUAAAAACUGAAAGAUUUUUAGUACAAGAUCUCGAUGAAUUCAAGAACAAGGCUUUUGGUGGUGCAAAAAUUCAUCCAUCAAACCCUAAUCCAGAAAACAUAAUUCACCGGCUUGAACCUAGUGGUGCGAAAUACAACUAUGCCUCAUCAUCAAAGGGUGCAAAGGUCUUGGCUCAUAACAAGGAAGCCAAGGGUGCACCCAACAUCUUAAACACAGACCAAAAUCAGUACCUUCGAAACCCAUGUUCAUCUGAGGACAAGUUUGUCAUUUUAGAAUUAUCAGAAGAAACCCUAAUUGAUACUAUCGAAAUCGCUAAUUUUGAACACCAUUCAUCGAAUCUAAAGGGGUUCGAGGUGUUUGGGAGUUCAGUAUAUCCUACCGAAUCUUGGGUAAAACUCGGAAUUUAUACCGCAGUAAAUGUGAAAAACUCACAAAGAUUUGUUCUCCGUGAUUCGAAGUGGGUGCGGUAUGUAAAGUUGAAUCUACAGAGUCAUUAUGGAACGGGGUUUUAUUGUACGUUGAGUGCUCUUCGGGUUUAUGGUGUGGAUGCAGUUGAAAUGAUGCUUGAGGAUUUGGUUUUUGCACGAAAUAAUGAGGUUUUGUCCAACGAACACGAAAGUGAUGGAAAACCAGAGGCGGAAGAUGAACUGUGGUUAGAGGAAAGGGCUAAUGUGCCUGACCCGCAUGUGGGAAGGUUGCCCGGGGACAGUGUUCUUAGGUUAUUGAUGCAAAAAGUUCGAUUGUUGGAUAUAAAUUUAGAGGUUUUGGAGAGGUUUUUAGAUGAAUUGAACUCGAGAUAUGGUUAUUUUUUUAAAGAAAUAGAUGCCGAAAUUGGAGAAAGAGACGUUGUGGUGGAAAAAGUACGCAAGGAUUUGAGAGAUUUGCAUGAGAGCAAGGAUGUUGUGAAAGAACAUGUGGAAGAGCUGGAAUCAUGGAAAUCUCUUGUGUCCAUUCAACUGGAUAUCAUGACGAUGGACAAUGCCUUCCUCAGAUCGGAGGUUGCAAAGUUGAGAGUGAAUCAAGAACGUAUGGAAGAUACAGGAGUUGUUAUAUUUUUGGUGUCUUUGACAUUUGGAUUGUUUGCUAUAGCUAAUCUAUUUCUCAAUAAACUUUUGUUUAUUUAUUAUAGAGAUGACAAAAGUCAAAAAACUAUAGUUGAAUUCGGCUAAGGGACCAAUCUUCGGGUUUUGUCCUAUUGAGUUUUACUACUAUAUAUCUUCAUAAUCACCUCGUUUUGAGGAUCACAUGUAUAUAUAUGCUAUAGCCAGUUUUGGUAAAAAAAAAAAUUUUGUCAUA